Messenger RNA from Eptesicus fuscus (big brown bat), 1386 nucleotides. It is a transcript of the gene ANHX, whose product is annotated as anomalous homeobox. Gene Ontology annotation, biological process: regulation of transcription by RNA polymerase II. The transcript has 9 exons. The coding region runs from base 1 to 1386 and encodes 461 amino acids. Gene Ontology annotation, cellular component: transcription regulator complex; nucleus. NCBI's taxonomy places the organism in Eukaryota, Metazoa, Chordata, Mammalia, Chiroptera, Vespertilionidae. The record is from RefSeq and is a predicted model, not a curated record. Gene Ontology annotation, molecular function: DNA-binding transcription factor activity, RNA polymerase II-specific; RNA polymerase II cis-regulatory region sequence-specific DNA binding.
AUGCAGAGCUUCCUGCAGCUGCUGCGGGAGAGUGGAGGCGCCGGCCCCCCCGUGGAGGAGUUGGUGAGGCUCGCGGGCAGCCUGUGCCGGGAACUGCAGGACGACCUCGCCCAGGCGCAGCCCUUGGUCACGGCUGUGCUGGAGAGCCAGCUCCGCCUGUACCUCCUGGACAACAAGGAUGUGGCCCUGGUGUGCGCCCGCGUGCUGGCCCAGCAGGAGCAGCACCAGGCCGCCUGCAGGCUGUUGGAGGGGUGCUGGGUGCAAGGAGGCAGUCAAGAGCUGGUGCAGCUCUGGAAUGACAUCCACUACCAUUUGGUCAUGAAGAGGCUAGGUGUGGCCAAGCUGACCUCGGUGCAGAAGUUCCGCUGCAGGAAGAGGAACCCGCCGCCCCCCUCCCUCUGUCCUGAGGGACUGAAGAGCCGCAACUUCCCCAGGGAGGUUCGCCAGAAGCUGCAGAACUUCGCCUCGGGUGUGAGCAGCAGCCCCAGCAAGGCCGAGCGGGAGGCCCUGGCUGCGGAGACCCGCCUCACCGUGGAGCAGGUCUACAACUGGUUCGCCAAUUACCGCAGGCGCCAAAGGGCGGGUCUCCAGCAUUUGGAGCCACAGCCCUCAGGCCACCGACACCCCGGCUUCGUGGGUGGGCACCUGCCUCAGUGGGCAGGAGGUGAGGGAAAUGGGCCGGCACGGACCCUGGUGACCACUCAAGGGCUGUGGCAGCCUCCGACCCUGGCCUCGGACGUUUCUGGAGACGAGACCGUGCCCGAAUCGCUGACUCCGAGCUCUCUGCAGGGCGGUGAGAUGUACCCGGAGGGGCCUGGCCGCGACCCAUCCACUCACCCUGCCGUCUACCCUGAUCCUGGCCUCAGUGGGCUGGCUGGCCGCAGCGACUUACUGGACCCUUCAGCUGCGCCCAAGCCAUGGCUGGUGUCCCUCACACUGGCGUCCCCCAGGGACGUUUCUGUUCAGACUGGACACCUGGUGCCCAGCCAUGGGCUGCACUUCUGGAUGCCCCCUUCGGACGCCUCUAUGUCCGUGUCCAUCGCCACGCUCGCCGAGCCCAGCUCCACAGGGUUCCCUGACCCACCCGGCAGCCACCCCCAGAGCGCAUUCCUGGAGGAGGGUCCGGGCACCAGCGUCAGCCAGGCAGGACAGGCAGGCAGCUUCCUGGUGACCCACCCCCCGCCACAGGCUCCGGAAUUGGUCCCGCCCCAGAGCCUCCCGGAGCUGGCUCCUGCCCCGUCGACCUUUCCCGGGCCUGUGCCUGCUGGGGAGCUGAGCGAGCCCCUACCGUCCAGCCAGGUGCCGUGGUCCGACAGCCAGGCCUCCAGCGAUGCCUUCUGGGUGGCCAGGAUGCUUCUGGAGCUUGCGGGGGGCAACCUGGGCUGA